Molecule: messenger RNA, 843 nt
Organism: Stegodyphus dumicola
Lineage: Eukaryota; Metazoa; Arthropoda; Arachnida; Araneae; Eresidae
Cellular component (GO): membrane
Molecular function (GO): ligand-gated monoatomic ion channel activity
Source: RefSeq, a predicted model, not a curated record
AUGAAAAGUGGUUGCUCCGAGAAAACAAGUCCUUAAUUUCCAUCUUCAUUUCAAUGAUAGCUACAAGUUGGGCUAUCGGCAUAGGAUUCCUUGUGAUGAAUACUUUCCAAAGCCUUCUUGUAUCGAAGCUAACCUUAAGAAAAGCCAAGCCUGUAGCUGAUACGAUGAUGGAUUUCGUGAAAAGAAAAAAUGCUAUAGGCAUUGCGCCGGUGGAAAUAAUGCUGCAGGAUAUCCUUUCAAAUUCUAGUAUACCAGUUUACGAAAAGGCCUGGGAGAAAAUAGCACCGAACUUAUUACCAGCAAAAGAAGUGUUUCAACCCCAGGUGCUCUUGGAUGUAGAAGCUGGAAAAUAUUGUAUUUUUCAUGGCCAUCUUAUUCUCAAGAAUGUAUUGCGAGGGUUCUUUCAGAAAAGAACUACGUGUAACUUUCAUCUCUCAGAAAAGUAUUUCUAUCCGUUUUCAUUACCGAUUAUUAUGAGUAACAAACUGCCAAGAUCAUUUCAUGAGGAAUUCAACAGGAAAUUUACACGUCUGGUAGAUGCAGAUAUAUCCGGUAAAUGGUUAAAAGCUGAUCAGCAGAUAGCAUCUUUAUGUACUAGCUACAGUGAAAAUGAUUUAUAUGCUCUGGGUUUACAGCAUAUCUAUGGAGUACUUCUUUUAUGGGCAGCUGGAUUAUUUAUUUCUUUCAUUGCCCUGAUCUGCGAAAUUAUGCACAAAAGGCAAGAAUUGAAAUUGCAGAAUAAAUUUUCAUAAGUAAAAAGAAACGCUUCAGAAUGUGUAAAGUCCAUUUUGAUGAAACUCACAAUGUAAAAAGGAAGUUUAUGAUAUAAAUGCAUUUAAUAGA